CAAUCACCGGACAGGAUUUAGUUGUCGGUGACAUGACGUCACGAAACCCUAUAAAGUGCACUGGAAACUCAGAAGAAUACAAAUAGUGUGCGUUUCCAAGGAAGGAUCGUCUUGGACCAUUCAGUAGGCAAACAACGUUUGGUGAUUAACUUUAUACAUUUAAGAAAUGGCUCGUACCAAGCAGACUGCGCGUAAAUCCACCGGAGGAAAGGCGCCGAGGAAGCAGCUGGCCACAAAGGCUGCGAGGAAGAGUGCGCCCUCCACCGGAGGAGUGAAGAAGCCCCAUCGUUACAGGCCCGGAACCGUGGCUCUGCGUGAGAUCCGUCGUUACCAGAAGUCGACCGAGCUGCUGAUCCGCAAGCUGCCAUUCCAGCGCCUGGUCAGGGAGAUCGCCCAGGACUUCAAGACCGACCUCCGUUUCCAGAGUGCGGCCAUCGGUGCCCUUCAGGAGGCUAGCGAGGCCUACCUGGUGGGUCUGUUUGAGGACACCAACCUGUGCGCCAUCCAUGCCAAGCGUGUCACCAUCAUGCCCAAAGACAUCCAGCUGGCUCGCAGGAUAAGGGGCGAGAGGGCCUAGGAACCCCCCCCCCCCUCAUGGCGUCGUCCAGACUAAUAAUCCUAUUUAUCAUACCUAACCCUUUUUUUGUGGACAUGUUAUUUCUUGGGUAUUUUUAAAAGGAAUGUUCCUGAUUUAUACUUUUAUUUUUUGUAUUUUUAGAACGAGGUAAAGAUCCGUCAUUCCACUAUUCUGGAUUUUGGGGUAUUGUUCAGUGACCCAUUGACAUAUCUAGGCGUUUCUGCCCGGCUUCAAACUGGAGGCGUCUUGGGGUGGGGGUGGGGGGGCGGUGGAUGGGGGUUGUGUAAUAGGUGUUCAGAAUGUGCUGUUCUCCACUUCUGGGGCGGUUGCCUCCAAAUGCCCCCCCCCCCCCCCGGUCACUCAUCAGCCGUCUCUCAUACUGUCCUUAAGCAGUUGGCUCCACACUUUCAACCAACCUCCUGACCCGCCUGGCUUUUGACCAGCUGGAUAUCUGGCUGGUGGUGGUCCAGGCGUUCACCACCUGUGUCAGGACCCUUUGUGCUACUGCUCUGGGUGGGUGAGGGGGGCACAGCAGGGAGGAUCACUGUGGUCGUUCAGGACUGCUUUUUACAUAUUACUUUUCCUACAUAAAAGAACCUUGGCAGCUACAUUUAAUACUGUUUAUGACGUGUUGUCACAUUGUAGUAUUUCUAUUAAAUGUCUUUACGAGUACAA
Molecule: messenger RNA, 1252 nt
Organism: Osmerus eperlanus (European smelt)
Lineage: Eukaryota; Metazoa; Chordata; Actinopteri; Osmeriformes; Osmeridae
Product: histone H3.3A
Exons: 4
Coding region: 167-577 (136 amino acids)
Cellular component (GO): nucleus; nucleosome
Molecular function (GO): structural constituent of chromatin; protein heterodimerization activity; DNA binding
Source: RefSeq, a predicted model, not a curated record